AUGGAUGGAGAAGGCGUUUACAAGUGGUCAGAUGGAACGAUCUUUACCGGGGGGUUCAGGCGCAACACCAUAUCGGGUUUUGGCACAUAUACUUGGCCAGAUGGUACAGUAUAUGUCGGAAAUGUUUUCCGUGGUUUCCGACAUGGACAGGGAACACUCAAGGGCAUGAAUGGUUCCCCUUGCUACGACGGUGAAUGGUUCCUAGGUUCCAGGCACGGGCAUGGGACGCUCUCUUAUAACCUUGAACAAAGCUCCCGAUAUGAGGGCAGCUGGGUAAAUGACAAUAGAGAGGGACGCGGCACGAUGUAUUAUGCAAGUGGUAAUAUCUAUCUGGGUGAGUGGUCGAAAGGUAUCAAGUGUGGUGUUGGUAAGAUGAUAUGGAAUGAUCGAGGUGAGCGCUACGUCGGCAGCUGGCUGAACGAUCGACAGAAUGGCAGGGGAGAGCAUGCUGGUGUGCGUCAUGGAGUAGGAACCUUUUACUACGCGAACGGGGCGCGGUAUAAUGGCCAAUGGUUUCACGGAAUCAAGCAGGGGAAUGGUCUCUUUAUCUACGAUGAUGGCGCUCUGUAUGCGGGUAAGUUC
This is a messenger RNA of Aureococcus anophagefferens, 582 nucleotides long. RefSeq lists its product as hypothetical. The transcript has 2 exons. The annotation marks the transcript as partial. The record is from RefSeq and is a predicted model, not a curated record. NCBI's taxonomy places the organism in Eukaryota, Pelagophyceae, Pelagomonadales, Pelagomonadaceae.